AUGUCAACAAUAAAAUAUCAAAAAAUCGAUCCCAACAAUUCAAAUGAUCCGAUCGAUAAAAAAUUGUAUAAAUAUCUUAUUAAUGACUUUCGUAAAGGAUAUAUUGAGGUAACUGACAAAAAGUAUGUUUUCACACAAUAUUAUACUGAGUUCAUCGAAAAAAUUGAAAAUUUUGAAGUGUACGACACAGAUAUAUUCGUGAUGUCACAUCCGAAAACAGGAACUACUUGGACACAAGAAAUGGUCUGGUGUAUUGGAAAUAAUUUAGACGUAAGUGAUGAAUAUCUUUACUUACGUUUUCCUUGGUUAGAAGGCACAACACAGUUUGAUUUACGCGAUGCUUCAAAUGCAUUACCAUCAUUCUUUUAUAAUGAAUUUUUCACGAAUUCGUUGGAAUAUGUUAGAAAAAAACCACAUCCAAGGUUUAUUAAAACACAACUACCAUGGGACUUGUUACCAAGACAAAUCAGAACUGGGGAACGAAAGCCAAAAAUUAUUUACGUUUAUCGAAAUCCAAAAGAUACAUGCGUGUCGUUUUAUCAUCAUUAUGUAAAUAUCAAAAGUUUUGGAGGAGAUUUCAACGAUUUUGUGGAGUUAUUUUUAAAUGGUCGCUAUUCGUUCGGCCCAUAUCCUGCACAAAUUUUAAGUGUUUUCCAAGAAAAACAUCGUAAUAAUGUGUUAAUAUUAAAGUAUGAAGAAAUGAAGAGAGAUUUAAAUGCAGUGAUACAAGAAGUUUGUAAAUUUUUGAAUAAGAAUUAUAGUGAAGCUGAUUUAGUUAAAUUACAGAAACAUUUAUCAUUCGAAGCAAUGAAAACGAACAAAGCUGUGAAUUUUGACUUACUUUUUGGAGAAGGAAAAUUCAUGCGAGCUGGCAUUGUUGCGAAAAAACAUGACAACUAA
This is a messenger RNA of Chrysoperla carnea, 900 nucleotides long. RefSeq names its product luciferin sulfotransferase-like. The record is from RefSeq and is a predicted model, not a curated record. Gene Ontology annotation, molecular function: sulfotransferase activity. Gene Ontology annotation, cellular component: cytoplasm. NCBI's taxonomy places the organism in Eukaryota, Metazoa, Arthropoda, Insecta, Neuroptera, Chrysopidae. The transcript has 2 exons. Gene Ontology annotation, biological process: sulfation. Bases 1 to 900 code for a protein of 299 amino acids.